This is a messenger RNA of Myxocyprinus asiaticus (Chinese sucker), 6497 nucleotides long. Its product is annotated as gastrula zinc finger protein XlCGF8.2DB-like. Lineage: Eukaryota; Metazoa; Chordata; Actinopteri; Cypriniformes; Catostomidae. Gene Ontology annotation, molecular function: DNA-binding transcription factor activity, RNA polymerase II-specific; RNA polymerase II cis-regulatory region sequence-specific DNA binding. Bases 256 to 1596 code for a protein of 446 amino acids. Gene Ontology annotation, biological process: regulation of transcription by RNA polymerase II. The record is from RefSeq and is a predicted model, not a curated record. The transcript is spliced from 2 exons.
UUUCCGGCUAGGUGCUCAUUCAAAACAACAGCGGGAGGCGCUUCUUUCAUUGUAACUAACACGAUUAACGUUAGAAAUGUAAAUACGAUUAUCAUAAAAUUUCAUUAUUAAAACGUAGACCAUGUUGUUCAGUGGCUGGAUGCGUGGAACUAACGGAAAGUAAAGUGUUUCGUUUUCUUAAAAAGCAACUGGACGCAUGACCCGUAGCAGUGACGCGAGACGACUACAACUGUAACACAACUUAUCUCUGAAAUCAUGGAGUUGAGAGAGGAAAGUCAAGAACUGAAUAAAGUGGAGGAGAAACAUCAGGUUCAGAAAUCUUCUAACUUUAUACAAGAACAAGGGUCUUGCUCACAGACUGAGAAGAAUUUCUCACAAAAGAGAACUAAAAAAACAGAAGCCAAAAACUCUGCCACUUGCCUUCAGUGUGGAAAGAGUUACACACUUAAAAGCAACCUUAAGAAACACAUGAGAAUUCACACCGGAGAGAAACCUUUUACAUGCUCUGAGUGUGGAAAGAGUUUUACACGUAAAGACCACUUCAAAGCUCACAUGAGAAUUCACACUGGAGAGAAGCCGUUCACCUGCCAUCAGUGUGGAAGGAGUUUCAGAGCAAAGGAAGCGCUAAAUAAUCACAUGAGAAUUCACACUGGAGAGAGGCCUUUUUCAUGCUCUCAGUGUGGAAAGAGUUUUACACGUAAAGAAAGCCUUAAUAUUCACACGAGAAUUCACAAUGGAGAGAAGCCUUUUUCAUGCUCCAAGUGUGGAAAGAGUUUUAUAUGUAAAGCAACCCUUAAUGCUCACAUGAGAAUUCACAGUGGAGAGAAGACUUUCACAUCAUCUCAUUGUGGAAAGAGUUUUGCACGUCAAGGAAACCCUGAUAGGCAGAUGAAAAUACACACUUUACACACAUGCUCUCAGUGUGGAAAGAGUUUUUUGAGUAAAACGCAUCUUAAUUCUCACAUGAGAUUUCACACUGAGGAGAAGACUUUUACAUGUACUCAGUGUGGAAAGAGUUUUCUGAGUAAAAUAUAUCUUAAUUCUCACAUGAGAUUGCACACUGGAGACAAGACCUUUACAUGCACUCACUGUGGAAGAAGUUUCACACUAAAAGAACACCUCAAAAGUCACAUGCGAAUUCACACUGGAGAGAAACCUUACACGUGUCAUGUGUGUGGAAAAAGUUUCACACGUGCAUCCACUCUAACGAGUCAUCUCCGCAGUCACUCUGGUGAAAAGCCAUUUAACUGUGAUGACUGUGGUAAAACAUUCACAACGCAGUCACGGCUAACAGCACACCUUAAAGUUCAUACCAAUGAAAGGCCUCACUUGUGUUCAUUUUGUGGGAAGAGUUUUUCAUGGCUGAGCUAUUGGAAAGAUCAUCAGAAAAUACAUACUGGUGGGAGAGAUCAUGUGUGCUUUGUGUGUGGGAAGGGCUUCAUUGCAGCCAACCAAUUAAAAGCACACCUGAGAAUUCAUACUGGAGAGAAACCUUACAAGUGCUCACAUUGUGACAAGAGAUUCGCUUAUUCAAAGCAACGGAAAUCACAUGAGAGCGUUCAUACUGGAGAGAAACCAUCCGUUUCACCCGAUUAGGGAAUCUUCACGCUCACAAAAGCCAAGUUCGUCUUCUGGUUCGAUGCUUUCCAGUAAAUAGCAAAAAUUCAGCCUAAAAUCAUUUACUCACCCUGAUGUCAUUCCCAGUUACUUUCUUUCUGCAGAACACAAGAAGAAAUAAUUAAAUGAAUGUCCUGUCUUCUGACUUCAAUACAAUGGCAGUACAUUGAGACUCACUUUAACGUCAUGUUGCCAGAACCAAUGAAGUUUGAUGUUAUCAACAGAGCUGCCAUUGAAUUACUGUGCUGUUUAUGGACUCAUUGAUUUUCUUUGAUUUAAGAGUGAAAAAGGUCUUAAAUUAUGAACUGUUCAUCAUUCAAAGUGAUCGUAUGCCUUCAUAAGACUUCAUGCACAAGCUAUCAUCUAAGAAGUUGCGUUAGGAGCUGUCUUGCAUUAAUUUUCUAUGGCAUUUGCCAGACGUUAAUCAGUCUAUAAAAUCUCUCUGUUCAUCAACUGCUUGAUUUUAUUAAUUAUAGCCAUUACAAGGCAUUGAGAAAUUAAAAGACGUGCUUGCAAUGAGACUAAAAUAGUGCUGUUGUGUUUAGAAAUGUAGCUAGUCAACAACUCUUACAGUGUGGAUGAAAAUAUGUGUAGGAAAAAUGUUCAUUUUUGUCACACUAGCAUUUCUGCUGUGUAAAUAGUUUGCAUUAAUCAGUCAAGCUGCGACGUGUGCGAGUAAUUGCUGAACGUGCUGCAUUACUGUCAUUCAUUUGUCUCAUAAGGCCACAGAUGCUGAUUGUACAUUUAAAUAUGAGAAAUAAAUUAGGAGCAAAAUCUUGGUUGUGCUGGUGGAUUUCAAUGUACAAUUAAAUGGAAAUUCUUAGAAAGCCCAAGAAAUGGCCGACUCCCUGAUCAGUGUCCUGACCACUGAACUAGAAUAUUUGAUAUUUUAAAAAAAUUUCUUUUCAAUACAAAGGCAGUGUAUAGUGCUGCACUUUAAAGCUUAAAAAGAACCCCAAAGUAUUAUUAAAGUAGUCAGUGUGGCCCAUGUGUGCGGUUUUUGUGAGAAACAAUCUCACCAAAUCUCAGGGUUUCUUUAAGAAUUGAUCAUGCUUUUUAAUUUAAAAUCCUGGGCCACAUACUCACACAUAAUGCCAGAAUAAUAGUAGAGAGAAUGAUUUAUUUCAGCUUUUAUUUCUUUCAUCACAUCCCCAGUGGGUCAGAUGUUUACAUACACUUUGUUAGUAUUUGGUAGCAUUGUCUUUAAAUUGUUUAACUUGGGUCAAACAUUUUGGGUAUCCUUCCACAAGCUUCUCACAAUAAGUUUCUGGAAUUUUGGCCCAUUCCUCCAGACAGAACUGGUGUAACUGAGUCAGGUUUGUAGGCCUCCUUGCUCACACAAGCUUUUUCAGUUCUGUCCACAAAUUCGGAUUGAGGUCAGGGCUUUGUGAUGGUCACUCCAAUACCUUGACUUUGUUGUCCUUAAACCAUUUUGCCACAACUUUGGAGGUAUGCUUGGGGUCAUUGUCCAUUUGGAAGACCCAUUUGCGACCGAGCUUUAACUUCCUCGCUGAUGUCUUGAGAUUUUGCUUGAAUAUAUCCACAUAAUGUUCCUUCCUCAUGAUGCCAUCUAUUUUGUGAAGUGCACCAGUCCCUCCUGCAGCAAAGCACCCCCACAACAUGAUGCUUCAUGGUUGGGAUGGUGUUCUUACCCUUUUUCCUCCAAACAUAACUAUGAUCAUUAUGGCCAAAAAGUUCCAUUUUUGUUUCAUCAGACCAAAAAGUAAGAUCUUUGUCCCCAUGUGCAUUUGCAAACUGUAGUCUGGCUUUUUAUAGCAGUUUUGGAGCAGUGGCUUCUUCCUUGCUGAGCAGCCUUUCAGGUUAUGUCGAUAUAGGACUCGUUUUACUGUGGAUAUAGAUACUUGUCUACCUGUUUCCUCCAGCAUCUUCACAAGGUCCUUUGCUGUUGUUCUGGGAUUGAGUUGCACUUUUCGCACCUCUAGGAGACAGAAUACGUCUCCUUCCUGAGCGGUAUAAUGGCUGUGUGGUCCCAAGAUGUUUAUACUUGCGUACUAUUGUUUGUACAGAUGAACGUUGUACCUUCAGGCAUUUGGAAAUUGCUCCCAAGGAUGAACCAGACUUGUGGAAGUCCACAAUUCUUUUUUUCUGAGGUCUUGGCUGAUUUCUUUUGAUUUUCCUAUGAUGUCAAGCAAAGAGGCACUGAGUUUGAAGGUAGGCCUUAAAAUACAUUCAUAGGUACAGCUCCAAUUGACUCUAAUUAACCAAUUAGCCUAUCUGAAGCUAAUUGCCUAAAGGCUUGACAUCAUUUUCUAGAAUUUUCCAAGCUGCUUAAAGGCACAGUUAACUUAGUGUAUGUAAACUUCUGACCCACUGGAGUUGUGAUAUAGUCAAUUAAAAUUUAAACAAUCUGUCUGUAAACAAUUGCUGGAAGAAUUACUCAUAUCAUGGCCAAAAUAGGUGUCCUAAACAACUUGCCAAAACUAUAGUUUGCUAAUCUGAAAUCUGUGGAGUGGUUAAAAAAAUUUUGUUUUAAUGACGUCAACCUAAGUGUAUGUAAACUUCUGACUUCAACUGUGUGUGUGUGUGUGUGUGUGUGUGUGUGUGUAUAUAUAUAUAUAUAUAUAUAUAUAUAUAUAUACAUACAUACAUACACACACACUGAUCAGCCACAACAUUAAAACCACUGACAGGUGAAGUGACUAACAUUGAUUAUAUCAUUACAAUUUCACCUGUCAAGGGGUGGAAUAUGUUAGGCAGCAAGUGAACAGUCAGUUCUUGAAUUUCAUGUGUUGGAAGCAGUUAAAAUGGGCAAGUGAAAGGAUCUGAGCGACUUUGACAAGGGCCAAAUUGUGAUGGCUAGACGUCUGGGUCAGAGCAUCUCCAAAAUGACAGAUCUUGUGGGGUGUUCCCGGUAUGAAGUCGUUAGUAGCUACCAAAAGUGGUCCAAGGAAGGACAACCGUUGAAUCGGCGACAGGGUCAUGGGCACCCAAGGCUCAUUGAUGCAUGCGUGGAGCGAAGGCUAACCUGUCUGGUCUGAUCCCACAGAAGAGCUACUGUAACACAAAUUGCUGAAAAACUUAAUGCUGGCCAUGAUAGAAAGGUGUCGGAACACACAGUGCAUCGCAGCUUGCUGCGUUUGGGGCUGCAUAGCUGCAGACCGGUCAGAGUGCCCAUGCUGACCCCUGUCCACCGCCGAAAGCGCCUGCAAUGGGCACAUGAGUGUCAGAACUGGACCAUGGAGCAAUGGAAGAAGGUGGCCUGGUCUGAUGAAUCAUGUUUUUAGAACAUGUGGACGGCCGGGUGCGUGUGCGUUGUUUACCUGGGGAAGAGAUGGCAGCAGGAUGCACCUUGGGAAGAAGGCAGGCCGGCGGAGGCAGUGUGAUGCUCUGGGCAAUGUUCUGCUGGGAAACUUUGGGUCCUGGCAUUCAUGUGGAUGUUACUUUGACAAGUACCACCUACCUAAAGAUUGUUGCAGACCACGUACACUCUUUCAUGUCAACGUUAUUCCCUGAUGGCAGUGUGGCCUCUUUCAGCAGGAUAAUGCACCCUGCCACACUGCAUAAAUUGAUCAGGAAUGGUUUAAGGAACAUGAUAAAGAGUUCAAGGUGUUGACUUGGUCUCCAAAUUCCCCAGAUCUCAAUCCGAUUGAGCAUCUAUGGGAUGUGCUGGACCAACAAGUCCGAUCCAUGGUGGCUCCACCUCGCAACUUACAGGACUUAAAGUAUCUGCUACUAACGUCUUGGUACCAGAUGCCACAGGACACAUUUAGAGGUCUUGCAGAGUCCAUGUCUUGACAGGUCAGAGCUGUUUUGGCAGCACAAGGGGGACCUACAUGAUGUUAGGCAGGUGGUUUUAAUGUUGUGGCUGAUUGGUGUAUAUAUAAAGUUGUAUUUCCCUUGUGGUGUUGUUUGGUCUAAGAAAGAAAUAAUGGUUAUCGACCAGAUGUUUUAAAUAUAGCUUAACCAAAUGCUCUAUUUCUAAAAGCAAAUUUUUGAUUGCCCUGAAAUGCUUGCCGCAUUAAUAUCAAUAGCUUGAGAGAAAUAACCGGGCCAUCACUUUUAAUGGAGCUGCUGAAAAGUUUGUUUCACACAUAUAAUUCCCUGUUUUCACCCCAUUCAUUAUUUAAGAUCUGUAAAUUGCCACAUUGAGCACAUUUCAUUGGCAUCAACAGUCUUAGGCAAACUGCAGCACUAUAUGUAAUGAUAACCACUUUAUAUCUAUUUUAAAAUCGGUUACCACCUCUGUUUAACAACAACAAUUUAAGGUAUUUUACAAAAGUACCAUCAAUUAUUCAGUAACGCUUUACCUAAAACAACAUAUCACUUAUAUUGAAUUAAUUUGAUCUUUGUCAUCAUAUAGAGCCUGCAAGUACUUUUAUUUUUAGAUGAAGCUCUUCAGUAACAUAAUACUCUUAAAACAGCAUUUAAAAAGCAUCGUUCAAAAGUUGUUCAAAAAAUUGCAAUUUUAUUCAUCACUUGCUUUAAAUUGAUUGUGAAUUACAGUAAAGACAUUUAUAAUGUUGUAAUGAUUAUUAGGGGUAGUGGUGGCUCAGCAGUUAAGGCUCUGGGUUACUGAUCAGAAGGUUGGGGGUUCAAGCCCCAGCACUACCAAGAUGCCACUGUUGGGCCCUUGAGCAAGGCCCUUGACCCUAUCUGCUCCAGGGAUGCUGUAUCAGGGCUGACCCUGCACUCUGACCCCAGCUUAGCUAGGAUAUGUGGGGGAAAAAUAAGACUUUCACUGUGUACACUGCAAAUGUAUAAUGUGUGAUAAAUAAAAUUAUUAUAAUUAAUUAUUGACAUUAGUUUAGUUGCAGACUCCAGUAAUGACUGCUGAAAAAUGGGGCCAUUAUGGGCAAAAUAAAUAGAAAAGCAAUUUCAAACAACACACACCUUCAGUGAAGCCAUGCCCACAACAGUCC